AGUGGUUGCACCCACCUGGCCACCCCGCCCAGCCGCCCCCACCCGCGCGCUAGCGAGUAGGGAAGCUCUCUCUCUCUCUUCCGGUCUUCGGUCUCUUCCCCAUCGUCUCCUCCCCGGUGAUUCAUAUAUACGCGCGCGCUCUCUCUCUCCGGCCACAGCGCGCGGCCUAGCUCGCCUUGCGGAACCGCAUCACGCACGCCAGCAGCGCUAGCCAAGAGCAGCCAGCAGAUGGAAACCACGGCCCACGCCGCCGCCUCCGGCACGAUCCAGAACGCCCGGCACCGGACGAGCGCCCUCAAGCUGUGCUACCACCUGGCAGUCUCCAACGCGAUGUACCUCCUCCUAGCCCCCGCGGCCGCGGCGGCGGCGCACUGGCUCUCCCGCCACAGCGCGGCCGAGCUCGCGGGCUCGGCCCGGUCCGCGGCCGCCGCCAACCCGCCCCUCGCCGUGGCGCUCCUGGUCCUGGGCGCGGUGCUCGCGACGGCGUACCUGAUGCAGCGCCCGCGCGGCGUGUACCUUGUGGACUUCGCGUGCUACAAGCCCGGCGGCGAGCACGUGGUGACGCGGGAGACGUUCAUGCGGCAGUCGGAGGCGGCGGGGGUGUUCACGGGCGACAACCUGGCGUUCCAGCGCAAGAUCCUGGAGCGGUCCGGGCUCGGGCAGGGCACCUACUUCCCCAAGGCCGUGCUCAACUCGCCGCCCAACCCGUGCAUGGCGGAGGCCCGCGCCGAGGCCGAGGCCGUCAUGUUCGGCGCCAUCGACCAGGUGCUGGCGAAGACGGGCGUCCGCGCCAGGGACAUCGGGGUCGUCGUCGUCAACUGCAGCCUCUUCAACCCGACGCCGUCGCUCUCCGCCAUGAUCGUCAACCACUACAAGCUCCGCGGGAACGUCGCCAGCUACAACCUCGGCGGCAUGGGGUGCAGCGCGGGGCUCAUCUCCAUCGACCUCGCCAAGCAGCUGCUCCAGGUGCACCGGGACACGUACGCCCUGGUGGUGAGCAUGGAGAACAUCACGCUCAACUGGUACUGGGGCAACAACCGCUCCAUGCUCAUGUCCAACUGCCUCUUCCGGAUGGGCGGCGCGGCGGUGCUCCUCACGAACCGGCGCUCGGAGCGGCGCCGCGCCAAGUACCAGCUGGUGCACACGGUGCGGACGCACCACGGCGCGGACGACCGCGCGUACCGGUGCGUGUUCCAGGAGGAGGACGAGACGGGCCGCGUGGGCGUCGCGCUGUCCAAGGACCUGAUGGCGGUGGCCGGCGAGGCGCUGCGCACCAACAUCACGACGCUGGGCCCGCUGGCGCUGCCCAUGUCGGAGCAGAUCCUGUUCCUGGCGUCGCUGGUGGCGCGCAGGGUGUUCGGCGCCCGCGGCGUGCGGCCCUACAUCCCGGACUUCAAGAUGGCGUUCGAGCACUUCUGCAUCCACGCCGGCGGGAGGGCGGUGCUGGACACCAUCGAGAAGAACCUGGGGCUCAGCGCCUGGCACAUGGAGCCGUCCCGCAUGACGCUCUACCGCUGGGGGAACACCUCCAGCAGCUCGCUCUGGUACGAGCUCGCCUACACGGAGGCGCAGGGCCGCGUGCGCCGCGGCCACCGCGCGUGGCAGAUCGCCUUCGGCUCAGGGUUCAAGUGCAACAGCGCCGUGUGGCGGGCGCUGCGCACCAUCGACCCUGCCAAGGAGAAGCCCGCCGGUGGGAACCCGUGGGUGGACGAGAUCCACAACUUCCCCGUUGAGGUGCCCAAGGUGGAGAGCGUCGUCAUGUCCUCCUGACAGUGACACCCACGGAGGGCAACUACUAUAUGCUGGUGAUGGAGGGCGUGCGCCGGCAGAGCGAACAAUGAUGGUGGACGUACGAGGUUAUGCCUAAAAUACUACAGUAUUGUUAAUGAAAGCAUUGCAAAAGGUUUUUUCUUACACUCCAAAUAGGUUGCUUUGGCUAUCAAAUUGGCAAGAGCACUAAUAUGAGUCGGUUGGUGGGAUAUUUAGAAUAUGAUUGGUUCGGUUGUGAACCGUGAAAAAACUAUUGUGAAAUGUAUGCUAUUAAAAGUAUGUUGUGAGUUAUCUGCUGUAAAAAAAAGUUGAAAGUCGUUUAGUCAAACUGAUGUGAAUUGUCUAUUAUGAACAAUUUGUAUAUUGUUCAUAUCUUAAUCAAUUUAUCUAAUUAAAUUA
Molecule: messenger RNA, 2169 nt
Organism: Zea mays
Lineage: Eukaryota; Viridiplantae; Streptophyta; Magnoliopsida; Poales; Poaceae
Product: 3-ketoacyl-CoA synthase 2
Exons: 2
Coding region: 229-1770 (513 amino acids)
Biological process (GO): fatty acid biosynthetic process
Cellular component (GO): membrane
Molecular function (GO): acyltransferase activity, transferring groups other than amino-acyl groups
Source: RefSeq, a predicted model, not a curated record